Messenger RNA from Carcharodon carcharias (great white shark), 1084 nucleotides. RefSeq names its product serine/arginine-rich splicing factor 1B-like. NCBI's taxonomy places the organism in Eukaryota, Metazoa, Chordata, Chondrichthyes, Lamniformes, Lamnidae. Gene Ontology annotation, molecular function: mRNA binding. Gene Ontology annotation, cellular component: cytoplasm; ribonucleoprotein complex; nucleus. The record is from RefSeq and is a predicted model, not a curated record. The transcript has 5 exons. The coding region runs from base 283 to 960 and encodes 225 amino acids.
GAGUGCAGUGUGCUUGUCUAUCAGUGUGUGCUGUAUUAGUGAGUGCAGUGUGCUGUCCAUCAGUGUGUGUGCUGUAUUAGUGAGUGAAGGGAGCUCGCGGCCGCCAGAGGCUGUACUUUGGCUCUGCACUGGUUAAGUGGCUCUUUGCAGCCACACUGCCCCCGCGCGAGGACAAGCGGCGGGAAGCGGCCUCGCUGCCGACUCACUGACUGACUGCGAGCUCGAGCUGCGCUUCAGCUGGAAACCGCGUCCGAAAUACGAGCGCCGCUUUCUGAAGGGACGAUGUCGGCCAACUACCGGUGGGGAGGCCCCAGUGGCGGCGAGAGCCGCAUCUACGUUGGGAACCUGCCGACCGACGUGCGGAUCCGCGAUAUCGAGGAUAUCUUCUACAAAUACGGGAAAAUCCGAGACAUUGACCUGAAGAAUAAGCGCGGCUCCCCGCCUUUCGCCUUCGUGGAGUUCGAGGACCCGAGAGAUGCACAAGACGCAGUCUAUGGAAGAAAUGGUUAUGAUUAUGGAGUCUAUCGUUUACGGGUGGAGUUCCAGAGAGGCAGAGGAGUUGGCGGAGUCGGCGGUGGAUCUAGAGGAAGACCAGGACCAGCUGCUCGCAGAUCAGAUUUCAGGGUCAUUGUCUCUGGGCUACCUCCCUCCGGCAGCUGGCAGGAUUUGAAGGAUCACAUGCGAGAGGCCGGUGAUGUUUGCUAUGCAGAUGUUCUGGGAGAAGGUGCUGGAGUGGUGGAAUUCCUCCGCAAGGAGGACAUGGAUUAUGCAGUACGGAAGCUCGAUGAUACAAAAUUUCGUUCUCAUGAGGGAGAAACUGCUUACAUUAGAGUUCGUGCAGACAAGCCCAGAAGUUCUAGUUAUGGCAGGUCAAGAUCAAGGUCCCUUUCUAGAGGUCGUUAUUCUCCUUAUCAAAGCAGAAGCUCUCCUCGGUAUUCACCGAGACCCCAAUAUAGAUGAGGACUUGGUAGUCAGAAAUUUCUUUUUAAUCCACAUUCCAUCAUUGGCAGUUAGUUAUUUUCUUCAAUUCUAUAUUUCGUGAUAUGCUUUGAAUUAAAUAAACUUGUUUUUUUUCUUUUUUUAA